AUGUCCGAUGACGAAGAGCUCGACGAGGAGAUGCUCCUCGACGGCGACGACGAGCCGGAGAUGGACGAAGAGGAGGAAGAGAUGGAGCUCCUCCGCUCUGAGGGCAUCGUCGACGCCCUCGAGGAGAAUAUACGCCGCGAUUUUGCGCUUAAGUACGGCACGAAGACGGUGCACGAGAAGAGCGCCCACCUCGGCAUCAGAAACUACAAGUGCCCGCUGUGCGAGAAGAACCUGUCGUCGCCGUCGGCCCUCUACACCCACAAGAAGACGCACGGGGAUAAGGUCUUUAAUUGCGAAUUCUGCACGAAAACGUUCACGCUGAAGAACUACCUGAAGCUGCACGUGAAGCAGGUGCACGAGCAGAACGAGCGGAAGCACGUGUGCAGCUACUGCCAGAAGAGCUUCGCCUACGCCGGAAGCCUACAGGUCCACGUACGUACCCAUACGGGCGAGCGGCCGUACUCCUGCAAGUUCUGCCCCAAGGCGCACAAAUGCGCGGGCUGCGGCAAGGGAUACGCGCAGAAGAUCGGCCUCCGCGCCCACUGGGAGCAGUGCCCACUUUUCAAGGCUCGUGCUCGUGUCUCAUCCGAAUCUCCCAUCAACGUCGAGACCGACUCGGACGGCACGUUUGAGGACAGCCCCAAGAAGCUGGCGAUGCUCGGGAAUUAUGAACCAAGCGCCUUCUCGGUGCCGGUGGUCAGCCCCGCGCCGCUGAAGCUGAACCUCCCCUUCUCGGCCCUGCCCCGCCCCCUCCCGCUCCAAAUUCCACCACACAACUAUGGACCCCUCAGCGCCAGCAAGCCGCCGUUUUCGGCUGACUGCUCGCUUCCGGACGCGUUCGCCUUCCAGCCCUGCAUGCAGUCGGCCACCGCCCAACUCGCCGAUCAGCUGCUGCCCCCAACACCCACAUCAUCACUCCCCACUCCCACGCUACCACCACUCGACCCCGCACUCCUGUCCACGUUGCUGUCGGCGGGCGGGCCGAACGCGCUGCCCCAGUUGCAACUGCUGCUCCAGGCGGAGAGGCGACAGAUUUUCUUGAGAUUCCCGGACGAGGAGGCGCACUUCAAUUUCACAAUGCUACCAGAGAGCCUCGUCAUGCUCAAAUUCCACGAUGUCUACUGCCCGGCCGGGAUUCUCAUCAAGGCCGACGACGACGUGUUGAUGGACAUCGACAACGUGCAACGUCGAUUGGAUGCUACCGGAUUUCUGGGAACCCCGUUCAUCGCCGGGCUGGUUGCCGCCGAGGGUUCGACACCCAUCAUACGACAGCAAAACCAUAAAUGGUACGUCUCUGAGGAUAAACUUCCUGGCUCAUACUACCCAAUCUAUGCCAAGGGAUUGGCGUACAUUAUUUCACGAGAAGCUACACCAAUUCUUCUUGCCUCUACUGUUAAAUGGCCAUUGAUUCCGAUCGAAGACGCCUACGUCACCGGAUUACUUGCCAAGAACACUACAAUCAAAUACGUGUACAUGGAUGGGUAUAUCUACGAUUCGGCCGUCCCGAAGAAGUUCCACUGUUUCGACGGCCACAUAACGUUGAUUUGUGCUCAUGCUUUUAAGGGCGAGACGCGAUUACGUGACGGUUGGGAGUUGAUGAAGCAGUUGAAGUGU
Molecule: messenger RNA, 1614 nt
Organism: Mesorhabditis spiculigera
Lineage: Eukaryota; Metazoa; Nematoda; Chromadorea; Rhabditida; Rhabditidae
Source: the annotation of a GenBank genome assembly